Equus caballus (horse) is the source of this 5537-nucleotide messenger RNA. It is a transcript of the gene IFT140, whose product is annotated as intraflagellar transport 140. Gene Ontology annotation, molecular function: protein binding. The record is from RefSeq and is a predicted model, not a curated record. NCBI's taxonomy places the organism in Eukaryota, Metazoa, Chordata, Mammalia, Perissodactyla, Equidae. Gene Ontology annotation, biological process: intraciliary retrograde transport. Gene Ontology annotation, cellular component: intraciliary transport particle A; ciliary basal body; axoneme.
GGACCGCGUGGCCGUGCGAGUCCCGGGACGCGGGCAGAGCUCCCGGUGACAGCGGGCCGGGGAGAGAGUGAGAAAACCGCCGUUCUACGCUGCCGGUCCCAGGCCCCAGGGAGCCGCACCGUCCCAAACCGGCGGAUAACUUCCUUCGUGUCCGCGAGGUGCACCUAUGACCCUGCACUGCCCGACGCCCGGGGGCCGUCACCUAGAGGGAGAGGCUUCGCAGGGUGGCCACUAGAGCCUGUCCCCCACGCCCCUGCUCAGCCCCUAUUGCCCAGAGUCCUCUGGUUCCCUCAUACAGCAUCUGCAAGCAGUGAUGCAACUAAAUUAGCCUUAGUACUGCGACCCUUUAAUUGAAUGAGCUUAACAGAUUCUCUCCCAAAAGUUGGUUUGAUGGAGGCCAUAAAGACAUUGGACGCCUGGAGGUUUCGACCCUGACCAGCUCUGAGGUCCAUCAUGGCCCUCUAUUUUGACCACCGAAUAGAAGCCCCAGACUCAGUCGGGUCUCCUUCCCACAUCAGCUGGCACCCUGUUCAUCCAUUCCUAGUGGUCGCCUCCAUCAGCACAACCUCAGGAGGCAGUGUGGAUAUAUAUCUGGAACAGGGUGAGCCCGUGCCUGAUACGCAUAUUGAACGGUCAGUCCGGGUCACUUCCCUGUGCUGGCACCCGACGCGGCUGAUCCUGGCUGUUGGCUGGGAGACCGGAGAAGUGGUAGUGUUCAAUAAGCAGGACAAGGAGCAGCACGCAGUCCCCCCGACGCACACUGCCGACAUCACCAUCCUCACCUGGAGCACCAGCGGGAACUGCCUCGUGUCAGGAGAUAAGCUUGGUGUCCUGCUCUUAUGGAGGUUGGACCAAAGGGGUCGAGUCCAAGGGACCCCCCUGCUGAGACAUGAGUAUGGAAAACACCUAACUCACUGCAUCUUCCGGCUGCCCCCUCCUGGCGAGGACCUCGUUCAGUUGGCAAAGGCGGCUGUGAGCGGCGAUGAGAAAGCCCUGGACAUGUUUAACUGGAGGAAAAGCGGCUUUGGAAAUUUCUUGAAAAUGGGAUCUCAAGAGGGGCUGUCAUUUUUUGUCAGCUUGAUGGAUGGGACAGUGCACUAUGUGGAUGAGAAAGGCGAGACCACCCGGGUGGCGUCCACAGAGAGCUCCAUCCAGACGCUGUUCUACAUCGAGAAAAGGGAGGCGCUGGUGGUGGUCACGGAAAACCUGCUGCUGUCCCUGUACUUGGUGACUCCCGAGGGCGAAGCGGAGGAAGUGAUGAAGGUCAAGUUGAGUGGGAAAACAGGUCACCGGGCAGACAUCGCUUUGAUUGAAGGCAGCCUUCUUGUGACCGCCGUGGGGGAAGCAGUCCUCAGAUUCUGGGACUUAGAACGAGGAGAGAAUUAUGUGCUGAGUCCAGAGGAGAAGUUUGGUUUUGAAAAAGGAGAGAAUAUAAACUGUGUUUCUUACUGUAAAGUCAAAGGUCUUCUGGCAGCGGGUACUGAUAAAGGGAGAGUAGCCAUGUGGAGAAAAGUGCCCAGCCCCCCGAACAGCCGAGGAGUGGAGGGCAAAGACAGGUGGACCCUUCAAACCCCUACUGAGCUUGAAGGAAACAUCACACAGAUAAAGUGGGGCUCCAGGAGGAACCUUCUGGCAGUGAACAACAUCAGCUCUGUGGUGGUCCUCAGCGAGCAGGCCAUGUCAGCGCACCUCCACCAGCAAGUGGCCGUGGUGCAGAUCUCCCCGAGCUUACUCAGUGUGGCCUUCCUGUCCACUGGCGUGACGCACAGCCUACGCACGGACAUGCACGUCAGCGGAGUGUUUGCCACCAAGGACGCAGUUGCCGUCUGGAAUGGGAAACAGGUGGUGAUCUUUGAGCCUUCUGGAGCCGCGUUACGAAAUGCAGGUACUUUCCUGUGUGAGUCUCCAGUGUUAGCAAUGCACGAAGAAAACGUUUAUACAGUGGAGCCAAACCGAGUUCAAGUUCGAACCUGGCAGGGAACUGUGAAGCAACUCUUGCUUUUCUCCGAGACGGAGGGGAAUCCGUGCUUCUUUGACAUCUGUGGAAAUUUCCUGGUUGUAGGGACAGACUUGGCUCACUUUAAAAGUUUUGAUCUUUCCCGAAGGGAGGCGAAAGUGCACUGCAACUGCAAGAGCCUGGCUGAGCUGGUGCCCGGUGCAGGGGGCAUGGCGUCGCUGCGAUGUAAUGCCAAUGGCAGCAAGAUCAGCAUCCUCCUCAGCAAGGCUGACAACAGCCCUGAUUCUAAAAUCUGCUUCUAUGACGUGGAAAUGGACACGGUGACCAUCCUUGACUUCAAGACAGGACAGAUUGAUCGGAGAGAGACAUUGUCCUUCAAUGGGCAGGAGACUAAGAAGAGCCACGCCUUUGCAGAUGAGAGACUGACCAAUCUCAUUCCCGUGAGCCAUUUCUGGGAUCAGAGCGAGCCCAGGCUGUUCGUGUGCGAAGCUGUGCGGGAGGUGCCGGGAGCCCAGCUGCUGCCCACAGACAAGAAGCCACACGCCGAGGAUGGCGCAGGCCCCUUGGCGGACGUAUUGAUUCUGUCCUUCUUCAUUUCUGAAGAGCACGGCUUCUUGCUUCAGGAGAGCUUCCCCCAGCCUCCCACCUUCCAGACUCUUCUGGGAAUUGAAGUGCCCCAUUACUACUUCACAAGAAAGCCAGGAGAAGCAGACAGAGAGGACCAGGUGGAUUCAGGGUACCACCGCAUCCCCCAGCUGGUGGGCAGGAGACCCCUGCGAGACUUCGUGGGGCUGGAGGACUGUGACAAGCCCACUCGGGACGCCGUGCUCAACUUCAGCUUCUUCGUCACCGUCGGAGACAUGGACGAAGCUUUCAGAUCCAUCAAGCUCAUCAAAAGUGAGGCUGUCUGGGAGAAUAUGGCACGAAUGUGUGUGAAGACCCAGCGGCUGGAUGUCGCCAAGGUGUGCCUGGGGCACAUGGGCCACGCACGCGGAGCCCGAGCACUGCGGGAGGCUGAGCAGGAGCCGGAGCUGGAAGCCAGGGUGGCCGUGCUGGCCAUACAGCUGGGCAUGCUGGAGGAUGCCGAGCAGCUAUACAAGAACUGCAAGCGCUACGACCUUCUGAACAAGCUCUACCAGGCCUCCGACCAGUGGCAGAAAGCGGUGGAAGUCGCCGAGCUCCACGACCGCAUCCAUCUGCGCACCACCUACUACAACUACGCCAGGCACCUGGAGGCCAGUGCCGACUGCAGCCGGGCCCUCACUUACUAUGAGAAGUCAGACACGCACUGCUUCGAGGUGCCCAGGAUGCUGUCGGAGGACCUGCACUCCCUGGAGCUGUACAUCAAUAAGAUGAAGGACAAGACCCUGUGGAGGUGGUGGGCCCAGUACCUGGAGAGCCAGGCGGAGAUGGAGGCCGCGCUGCGCUACUAUGAGCUGGCACAGGACCACUUCUCCCUGGUCCGCAUUUACUGCUUCCAGGGCAACAUCCAGAAGGCUGCUGAAAUAGCCAAUGAGACAGGAAACUGGGCCGCGUCGUACCACCUGGCCCGCCAGUAUGAGAGCCAGGAGGAAGUGAGGCAGGCAGUGCACUUCUACAGACAAGCGCAGGCCUUCAACAACGCCAUCCGCCUGUGCAAGGAGAAUGGCCUGGACGACCAGCUCAUGAACUUGGCCCUGCUGAGCUCCCCCGAGGACAUGAUCGAGGCAGCACGCUACUACGAGGAAAAGGGCGAGCAGAUGGACAGGGCAGUCAUGCUGUACCACAAGGCUGGCCACUUCUCCAAGGCCCUGGAGCUGGCCUUUGCCACCCAGCAGUUUGUGGCCCUGCAGCUCAUAGCGGAGGACUUGGACGAGAAGUCGGACCCCGCCCUCCUGUCCCGCUGCUCGGACUUCUUCCUUGAGCACAGUCAGUAUGAGAAGGCAGUGGAGCUGCUGCUGGCCGCCAAGAAGUAUCACGAAGCCCUGCAGCUGUGCCUGGAGCAGAACAUGACCAUCACCGAGGAGAUGGCCGAGAAGAUGACAGUGGCCAAGGACUCCAAGGCCCUGUCGGAAGAGGCCCGGCGGGAGCUGCUGGAGCAGAUAGCCCACUGCUGCAUGCGCCAGGGCAACUACCACCUGGCGACCAAGAAGUACACGCAGGCCGGGAACAAGCUGAAGGCCAUGAGAGCACUGCUGAAGUCUGGGGACACGGAGAAAAUCAUCUUCUUUGCGGGCGUCUCGAGGCAAAAGGAAAUCUACAUCAUGGCUGCCAACUACCUGCAGUCCCUGGACUGGCGGCGGGAGCCCGAGAUCAUGAAGAACAUCAUCGGCUUCUACACCAAGGGGCGUGCCCUGGACCUGCUGGCGGGCUUUUACGAUGCCUGUGCCCAGGUGGAGAUUGAUGAAUACCAGAACUACGACAAAGCCCACGGGGCACUGACGGAGGCCUACAAGUGCCUGUCCAAGGCCAAGGCCAAGAGUCCCCUGGACCAGGAGGCCAGGCUGGCUCGGCUGCAGAGCAAGAUGGCGCUGGUGGAGCGGUUCGUCCAGGCCCGCAGGACGUACACCGAGGACCCCAAGGAGUCGGUCAGGCAGUGCGAGCUGCUGCUGGAAGAGCCGGACCUGGACAGCACCAUCCGCGUCGGGGACGUGUACGGCUUCCUGGUGGAGCACUACCUGCAGAUGGAGGAGUUCCAGAUGGCCUACAAGUACCUGGAGGAGAUGCGGAGGAGACUGCCCUCCGCCAACAUGUCGUACUACGUGAGCCAGCGGACCGUGGACGCCGUGCACCAGGGCCUGGGCAUCCCUCUGCUGCGCGUGGCGCCUGAGCGGACCCGCCACAACAGCAUGGAGGACCACAGGGAGAUGGGCGAGGAGGUGGCGGAGGAGGUGGAGAACGACCCCUGACGGCCACGGUCUGCUGUUGCGAAAGCUCUUCUGGAACUUUCAUCACUGGUAGCAGCAAGAGGCUCCUUUGGAAAGAACUUUUGUAUCUGCGGACAAGGCAGAGCUGUGGGAAGAUGCGGCGCCCACCGCGGCCCGGGGGCACUGGCUGCCUGCCUGCCUGAGCGGGGACAGUGUGUGUAGUUUGGAGCCAUCCCAUCCACUCCUGGCCCCUGGGAGUUUUCGUUCAGCUCCUUUACUAUCAAGGGAGUUGGUUCAUUUUUCCCAUGACAUUUCCCGAGUCCAGACUGUAAAACCUAAGAAACUUCCAGAAUUUCUUGAACCGAGGCUAUUAGUAUAUUACUGCACCUCGUCUCAGCACCCAGGUGGGUUGUGACACCUGCUCCUGAGCAGAAGGCCCGACGUCUGCUGGAGUGAGGAGACACCAGGGUGGCCGGUGGGCACGUUCCCUCUGUGUGGUAGCCUCCCAGCAGCUCUCGUGGCCCUGCCCUUUCUGUCACCAGCUCCUACUGUGAGGGGAUGGUUGACCUAAAGGCUCUCCCACCCCCAGCUCCAAAACUCUUCUCAUAGUUUAUUUAUUUUCUCAGAGACCCAUGUCCCUUCCUGCCCCCAUUUUUCAGUCUCCCCUUCGGAGGGCUUCUCUGGGCCCCAAAUUCCCUGCCCGAGUAGCGAGAAGACAAGCAAAGCUUGGAUUU